This is a messenger RNA of Mixia osmundae IAM 14324, 2112 nucleotides long. RefSeq lists its product as uncharacterized. The record is from RefSeq and is a predicted model, not a curated record. The transcript is spliced from 2 exons. Lineage: Eukaryota; Fungi; Basidiomycota; Mixiomycetes; Mixiales; Mixiaceae. The coding region runs from base 1 to 2112 and encodes 703 amino acids.
AUGGACGCAGUGACACAGGCGCCUGAUGCUCAGUCUACAGAAGCGGAUGAGACGACCAUUGGUCAGUUCGAUUCGCCCGCGCAUAUUCCGACCUGCCAGACAAAAGUACAUGUCGCCGAGAAGACAGACAGUAGAUCAGUACCAGGCUCGCCUAUCGAGGAUUUCUCAUUCAGGCAAGAGCAGCAUGCUGCGUCCUUGCAGCGCCCUCUGACUCGCAAAGACAAUAACGACACGGGGCAAGGAUCUGCAUCAUCAGAUGCACGCAGAUCGCACGAGUCAUCGAGCCCAUCACGCAAGAGAGCGCGCUUGCAAAUUGACGAGCUCAGCUACGCGACUAUCACGGGCGAUACGCAGACCGCUACUUUUGAUGUGACGUCGCUCUUACCCCUCGACCGGCCUGCGCCGCAGUCGAGUCCUGCGAUUCCUCAGCAGCAAGCGGACAGUCCGUCUGCUCCAACAUCUACGUCAAGUUGCUCAAAGGGCGAUAGUCAUCUCGGUCUCCCCGCCUCCUCGCAGGCUCCGCAGCCUAGCGCUUCGCUCGCAAGUGUCGAUCUCACACCAAUUGCUGCGCAUGAUCGCGACAUCAUCACACUUGGUAGCUCGCCUGAGCUAUCGCCCAAAAGCAUCUUUGGCCGACAGGUCAUCAAACAGGAGAAAACGAGCCCGCGCAAGCUCUUGCUGACAAGCCAAUCUCGCACGUCGCCGUAUCAUGCCGAGCGUAUCUUGAAGCCGUUUGCUUGGCGAUCAGGUCGCAACCUGGAAGUCAAGCGGAAAAGCAAACGAAUUUUUGCACACGAUUCUUGGGAUUCACCGGACAUUAGUCCUCGCGCUGCUACUCAAACCAGCUUUGAUGGCAACGAGCACUUCGAUGGGCAAGCAGGGGAACGACCAGAAGUAUCGCAUUCCUUCACUGCUCCUGUUGCAAGUCAGGCAUCGCCUGUUAGACCGGUCCCACGCAAAGCGGCAAGUGCAGCGCCCGAUCCCGAACGAAGCUCUGGCGAAACUCGUAGACCUGCAAGAAGGUCUGCGCGACUUAGAAGGCCUAGCCGAGAGCGUCCUUCCACAGAUGACUCAUCGCAUGCCCAACCGGCUGAAGACACUGAGAUAGCUGUACCUGCGGCAGAUCGAAAGUGCAGCGCGAUCGAGGCGAUCUCUGCUGAGUCUGAGAACAGUAGGCCGCAUGAGGGAGAUGGGAUAGGUCAGGUACGACUGCACGAGAAGCCCUCCUCUGUCCAACAGGAUCUUCAAGAAGCACGUCAGCCAACGCCAGAGACCGCACUCGACUACCAGACUUGCCGACAAUCUGUUGAUCAGCCCAAGCAGAUGGUACGGCAAUACCAAGAGUAUAGGGGCCAAAAGGGGAAGCGGCAAGCACGAGUAUUCGAGAAUUUCGUGUUCGUGCUUUGCUUACCGGACCAACUGAGGAAGCAAAUGGAGACUCGCAUCACGCUUCAUGGAGGCAAAGUCUGGUCAGAUGUGUCGUCUCUCUGUGACACUGCAGUCUCUGUCUCUCAAUCUCGAGCAACAAACUCGCCCAGACAAGAACAACACUCAUUCGAGGGCAUCUUCUGCGUUGGUCAAUCACCACCCGCUCGGACGCCAGACUUUGUGCGCUGCUUGGCUCUCAUGAUCCCUUGUGUACGUCACACCUGGGUAGAAAGAUGCACGCAGAGCAACAGCAUGCGACCUUGGUACCUUGAAGGCUCACUCGGCAGCGGCUAUUCGACUACGCGCGAUUGUCAAGUUGCUGGCCUGCAGAUGUGCGCUUCCCUCGAUCCCGAUUGGCUUGCGAUUCGAGCAGCAUGCUCUGGAGCCGCUCUCAUCUUCAGCGGCUUGGUUACGGCUUGCUACUGCAACAGCCCAGACAGUGCAGAGAACAAGCUCGCGCGACAGCUCCUAUUCACGCUUGGAUGCACGUACAGUAGGAUUGUCACGGCAGAUGACGAGGAUGCGCAGCUGCAAGGUUACGACUUUGUCGUGCUUUGUGACAUCACAGAAGACGCGCUCACCCCGGCACAGCGCCAGUCCAGUCGCUUGAUCAAGCUCGAUGAUCUCUACGAAUGCGUCAUUGUUGGCGGCCCACCUCAUGAAGUGCUCCGGAAUCUGUACUAA